Molecule: messenger RNA, 2174 nt
Organism: Eriocheir sinensis (Chinese mitten crab)
Lineage: Eukaryota; Metazoa; Arthropoda; Malacostraca; Decapoda; Varunidae
Product: tRNA (uracil-5-)-methyltransferase homolog B-like
Exons: 12
Coding region: 128-1726 (532 amino acids)
Biological process (GO): RNA processing
Molecular function (GO): RNA methyltransferase activity
Source: RefSeq, a predicted model, not a curated record
CGAACCCAGGUGCAUCUAUAUACAAGUCGGGGCGGCCAAGCAGCGAGCGGUCCGCCAGUCAGGCAAGACCGGGACCAAGACACGAGCAGAGAAGAGAAGAGCAGGAGAUGAUCGAGUGAGGCUUGAGAUGAUCAAUAGGAGCAUCAUGGCAGCAUCCACAUCUUGGUCGCUCUCCUCUCUGAUGUUUGUGCGGUAUCUUAGGACUCAUGUAGCUUGCCGCUUACCGAGGAGAGUCACCGUUGGGCCCCAGGGAGAGGCUUCGGCGAGAGUUGCAUUGCCGCUAUCGGAGAAGGAGUUGCAGGCGAUAGCGCAAGAGCAGUUGGUGAAAGACGAGGUUCCGGAGACUCCCAAGAAAAGGCGCCCCACCAGAAUCUCGGCACUGAAGGACGAACCGGAGAAAGAGAAAAAAGGAAAGCCCAAGAAGAAGGAGCCGCCACAGCCCGUCACAGAGGAGAAUCAGUUCCAGCGCCUUGCCGAGACCGUCACUCCACUCUGUGAGGUUCCAUACGUGAAGCAGCUGAAGAUCAAGGAGCGUUACUGUCGGUCUGUCCUGCAGCAGCUGGGCCAGGAGCUGAACAAGGUACGGGCACCACUAGAGAGGACCGCCAAUAAGCUGCCGUGCGUCCUGGAACCCAUCAGACACUCACCGGAGUUGGUGGCGUACCGUAACAAGGAUGAGUUUGGAGUGUACUCGGGUGUGGAUGGCAACCCCAAGACUGUCGGGUUCUUCAUCGGGCGGCCGAGGGAGUCCAACCUGGUGUGCGUUCCCCCAAGUCGUCUCACCAAUGUUAAGGAGUCACACAAGUUGGUCGCCGAGAGCUUCCAGUCCUUCAUCCGCCAGUCCCCCCAUGAGGCCUGCCACAACUUCCAGCGCGGCGGCCUGUGGAGGAGCAUGGUCGUGCGCUCCACCACCGCCGGGGAGAGGAUGGCGGCUGUUAUCAUCCAUCCGCAUAACCUGACCGAGGAAGGAAUACAGGAGGUCAUGGAAGAGUUGAGGACCUACUUUUUUGAAGGGGAAGGGGCAGAGUGCGAACUGGACUCCCUCUACUUGCAAGCAUGCCCACACACGCGAUGCACUCGGGAACAGGCGCCGUACAGACUCAUAGCCGGCAAGGAGUACAUCACCGAGACCUGCCUGGACCUCACCUUCCAGAUAUCGCCUGACUCAUUCUUCCAGAUCAAUACCAGAGGGGCUGAGGUUCUCUACAACACCAUCAAGGAAGUUGCGGAAGUGUCCCCCAUCACCACCCUGCUUGACGUUUGCUGCGGCACAGGUACGAUCAGCCUGGCUAUGGCACCCGCUGUCCGAGGCACCAUUGGCAUCGAUGUCGUCACUGGGGCCGUGGAAGAUGCUCGGAAGAACGCCCAGCGGAACAACAUCGAGAACAGUGUCUUCAUGGCUGGGAAGGCUGAGGAGGUGCUGCCGCGGCUGACCAAGGAGUUAAACCAGUGUGCGGACGUGGUCGCUGUCGUCAACCCCGCCAGACAGGGCUUACACCGAGACGUGAUUCGCUCCCUCCGCCGGUGUGAGGCCAUCCAGAAGCUGAUCUACGUGAGCUGCAAGCCCGACGGUGAUGCCAUGAAGAACUUUGUCCACCUUGGCACCCCUCACAAGGCUACAACAGGCAAGAGGACGGUGCCGUUCUUGCCCAAGUAUGCCGUGCCCAUCGACAUGUUCCCCCACACCAAUCACACGGAGCUGGUCAUGCUGUUUGAGCGCGUAUAAGUGUUGUUUGUACCCCCCUUGUGGUCCCUUGUACUGACUUUUCUCUCCUGGAACGGUGGUUAGAACGCCCUUUUUCAUUUCCUGUUCCCCAUUAUCUAUCACACACAGCAAACCCUGAGCUGUUGGAGGAUAGGGACCUGGGUCAUCCAAGAAUCGAAAGGCUCUCAUUAAAUCCAUGGUGCAGCAGGAGCCUUGUCAAACCAUCACUAGGCUUGUAAAACUAUCCAUGGAAAUACCCACAACUCCUAGGAAAGCCUUAUCAAACAUGGGUGUGUGUGUAAGCUCUGAAAUUGUACUGACUUCUCUCUCCUGGAACAGUGGUUAGAAUGCCCUUUUCGUUUUCUGUUCCCCCAUAUCAGUCAAUGGAGAAUGGGAACUUGGGUCAUCCAUGAAUCUAAGGCUUUCAUUAAGUCCAUGGUGCAGCAGAAGCCUUGUCGAACCAUCACCA